Puccinia graminis f. sp. tritici CRL 75-36-700-3 is the source of this 207-nucleotide messenger RNA. RefSeq lists its product as uncharacterized. The transcript is spliced from 5 exons. The coding region runs from base 1 to 207 and encodes 68 amino acids. The record is from RefSeq and is a predicted model, not a curated record. NCBI's taxonomy places the organism in Eukaryota, Fungi, Basidiomycota, Pucciniomycetes, Pucciniales, Pucciniaceae.
AUGGCUGCUCAAAAAUCCAGGAUCCAACAACGAAGGGAGGCUAAAUUUGCCGAGGCGUUGAAGACCGGCGGGCUCAAGAAGUCGGCGCCUGAUCAGGAGCUGCUCAAGAAGGCUUCAAAACCCAAGCUUCCGCUGUCGAUUAUCUAUGGGUUUCUGGGCUUGUUUGUGGGAGGAUUGAUUUUCGAGUGCCUACGAUUGAUCAUCUAG